Plasmopara halstedii is the source of this 228-nucleotide messenger RNA. RefSeq lists its product as uncharacterized. NCBI's taxonomy places the organism in Eukaryota, Oomycota, Peronosporomycetes, Peronosporales, Peronosporaceae. Bases 1 to 228 code for a protein of 75 amino acids. The record is from RefSeq and is a predicted model, not a curated record. The transcript is spliced from 2 exons.
AUGGUUCACAUCAUUCGGUUCGCUUCAACUGAGCGUCCAGGGGUAGAAGUGAAUCCCUCCCUCAAAAUAUGGAGGGUACAGAUGGCCAUAUCAAACGUGCUCCGAACGGACAAACAGCUAAGAGGCAGUGCGCAAGAAUUGGCGCUAACCUGCAUUCUUGCUGCUGAAGAAAAAAAUCGAGCUCGACUACAUUUUGCACCGCUUUAUCUGGCGUUAUGGAAUCAUUAA